UCCCGCUUGGUUCUUGCGCGUCCCUUCGGCUGGGCCGGAGAAGUUCCGAUCUCGUUGACCCAACGUAAGCCAGAUUUCGAGCUCAGACCCGGCUCCGACCGAGGGUCCGCCGGCAAGAUGGUGAAGCCCAAGUUCAAAGGACGGAGCACCAUCAACCCCUCCACGGCCAGCACGAACCCCGAUCGAGUGCAGGGAGCAGGCGGACAAAACAUGAGGGACCGCGCCACCAUCCGGCGCCUGAACAUGUACAGGCAGAAGGAACGCAGGAACAAUCGGGGUAAAGUGAUCAGGCCCCUGCAGUACCAAUCCACGGUGGCUUCGGGCACCGUCGCGAGAGUGGAGCCCAAUAUCAAGUGGUUUGGUAACACACGUGUGAUUAAGCAGUCAUCAUUACAGAAGUUCCAAGAGGAAAUGGAUACCGUUCUGAAGGACCCGUACAAAGUCGUCAUGAAGCAAAGCAAAUUGCCCAUGUCUCUUCUCCAUGACCGGAUCCGGCCUCAUAAUGCCAAAGUGCACAUUCUUGAUACUGAAAGUUUUGAAACGACAUUUGGCCCCAAGUCUCAGAGGAAACGACCAAAUUUAUUUGCCAGUGAUGUGCAGUCUCUUCUGGAAAACGCUGAGACGUCCACUGAGAGCUACGAUCAGGGCAAGGACCGCGACUUGGUGACGGAGGACACUGGUGUGAGAAACGAAGCCCAAGAAGAGAUCUAUAAAAAGGGACAAUCCAAAAGAAUUUGGGGUGAGCUCUACAAGGUGAUCGACUCGUCAGAUGUUGUAGUUCAAGUUCUCGACGCCAGAGAUCCAAUGGGGACCCGCUCCCCUCACAUCGAGACAUACUUGAAAAAAGAAAAACCCUGGAAGCACCUCAUCUUUGUUCUUAACAAAUGUGACUUAGUUCCGACCUGGGCAACGAGACGCUGGGUUGCCAUCCUCUCUCGGGAUUAUCCGACACUGGCUUUCCACGCGAGUCUCACGAACCCCUUUGGCAAAGGAGCGUUUAUCCAGCUUCUCCGGCAGUUUGGAAAGUUACACACUGACAAGAAACAGAUCAGCGUCGGGUUCAUCGGCUAUCCAAAUGUUGGCAAGAGCUCUGUGAUAAAUACAUUGCGUUCCAAGAAGGUUUGCAACGUGGCCCCCAUUGCAGGUGAAACCAAGGUCUGGCAGUACAUUACGUUGAUGCGUCGGAUCUUCCUGAUCGAUUGUCCAGGUGUGGUGUACCCCUCUGAGGACUCGGAGACAGACAUUGUGCUGAAGGGAGUGGUUCAAGUUGAAAAAAUUAAGUCUCCCGAAGACCACAUUGGUGCCGUACUUGAACGCGCAAAGCCAGAGUACAUCAGCAAGACGUACAAGAUUGAUUCUUGGGAGCAUGCCGAGGACUUCCUGGAGAAGCUGGCCUUCCGGACCGGGAAGCUGUUAAAGGGCGGCGAGCCGGACUUGCAGACCGUGGGGAAGAUGGUCCUCAAUGACUGGCAGAGGGGCCGGAUCCCCUUCUUUGUCAAGCCGCCCAAUGCAGAACCCUCGGCCGCCCCACAGGCUGCCUCCUCCUCCCCUUCCUCAUGUCUGGAAGCUGCCACAGAAACGGCUCCACACAGCCUGGAAGAGGAGCCGCCGGCCCCCGUCGGGGAGGUGUCGGCCUGUGUCCUGGAGAAGGACAGAGGGGAGGGCGAGGACGGCCCUCGGGACGGCAGCUGGGCGAUGCAGCAGAUCCUGGCGCGCGUCCGGCAGAACUUCGGCAGGAUCAACGUGGCGCCUGAGUUUUCCGGGGACGACCUGGUUCCCGUGGAGGUGUCGGACAGCGAGGAGGAGCCUGAGAGCUGCUCGGCGGGGGAGGAGGAGGGGGCGGAGCAGGAGUCGCCAGGGGACGAGGAGGAAGAGACUUGCCAGGAGUCCCAGGAAGAGCCAAUGGAACACGACAGCAGAGCCGUUCUCCAAGCCUUGGACGAAAAGAUCGCCAGAUACCAGAGGUUCCUCAGCAAAGCCCAAGCUAAGAGGUUUUCAGCCAUCAGAAUACCCAAGGGGCUGAGCGAAAAGGUCUUUGCCAAAUCUGAAGAGCCAGAAGAUGCAGAAGAUAAAGCACCGUCCAAGAAGGGGAAGAAGAGAAAGGCGCCAGGAGAAGAGGCGCAUGGAAGUAAAACUCGCAGGACGCUCACGUCCAAGGAGCGGAGGCGAGCAGCCCGGCAGCAGCACUCCAGAAAAGUCGGCGUCCGCUACUAUGAGACACACAAUGUGAAAAACAGGAACCGGAACAAGAAGCAGACCAGUGCCUCAGAGGGACAGAAACAGAAGCACAGAAAGCCCAAGCACAAUAAGCAGUAACGGGCCAGAGGUGUUUAUUAAAUUAUACAAAACCA
Messenger RNA from Echinops telfairi (small Madagascar hedgehog), 2351 nucleotides. It is a transcript of the gene GNL2, whose product is annotated as G protein nucleolar 2. Lineage: Eukaryota; Metazoa; Chordata; Mammalia; Afrosoricida; Tenrecidae. The transcript is spliced from 16 exons. The record is from RefSeq and is a predicted model, not a curated record. Gene Ontology annotation, cellular component: nucleolus. Bases 118 to 2316 code for a protein of 732 amino acids. Gene Ontology annotation, molecular function: GTP binding.